AUUCUCAUGGUAGCCACCGUUAAACAUUGUAUUCCUUCAUUCCUCAUUUAUUUCCAUUGAUCUGCCACUGAAGUGAACUGAAAUAAAUACUUGCAAUAGCAUUUUACUGUGAAACAGUGUAAGUUGGUAUUAUGCGCUGUUCUGUGCUAUUUGUAUAAUACUGUUUACGAAAUACCAAAUACUAGGGUUGUUAUAGCCGAACAGUUUUUGUGUUACAUUUAACCAGUUUAAAACCAGCUCAUCGCUUCAUCUUUUGAUAGAUGAAGUUUGACUAGAAAUAGUAAAAUUGAUCUGUGUACAUUUCAAAAGUUUCAAUGAUGAUAUUCAUCAAAACAAAAUCAUUAUCAUCGUUGUUUGUCAAAACAAUAUACACUCCUUUAAACACAUUCGGAUUUGGUCGUGCUAGUUUGAGAGUUAGAAGUAUGGCUUCAUUUACCAAUGGAGAAGUUGCUGUCAUUACUGGGGCUAGUUCCGGCAUCGGGGCUGGAGCUGCGAUCAAGUUUGCCCAACUGGGCGUUACUAAAUUGUGUCUGGCUGGACGGAAUGUUGAUGCUCUAAAGGAGACGCAGAAGACGUGUAUUGAGAUGUCGAAUGACAAAUUGAAAGAAGAAAAUGUGCUGCUUCUAACGGGUGAUGUCACUGACGUGUCAAUCUCGAAGAACAUCGUUGACAAAACUAUUGAAAAGUUCGGACAAAUUGACAUUUUGGUCAACAGCGCCGGAAUAAUCAAAUCAGGCCCAUUCGAAACAUCCUCUGUCGCGAAUUUCGACGAACUUAUGAAUAUUAAUGUGCGAUCUGUUGUCGUUUUAACGCAGUUAUGCAUUCCUCAUUUGAAAAAGACAAAAGGAAGCGUCGUUAACGUGUCGUCUGUGAACGGGAUUCGAUCCUUUGCCAAUGUGGGCUACUACUGUAUGAGCAAAGCAGCUGUGGAUAUGUUCACAAAGUGCUUGGCUUUAGAAUUAGCUCCUGAUGGUGUUCGUGUCAAUGCGGUGAAUCCGGGAGUAGUAGUUACCAACAUUCAUAAGCGAGGCGGAAUGGAUGACGAGCAGUAUAGAGGGUUCCUGGAACGAGCGAAACAAACCCACCCACUUGGGAGACCGGGCGAAACUGAAGAAGUGGCUAAUGCUAUCACGUUUCUAGCAAGUAAACAAGCCAGUUUUAUGACCGGCAAUUUGACCCCAGUUGACGGCGGAAGAAAUUGUGUCUGUCCCAGAUGAAUUUGCUAAAGACGUUUUCAAACCUGAUAACGACACGCGUUUCGUAAAUCGAAA
Molecule: messenger RNA, 1271 nt
Organism: Symsagittifera roscoffensis
Lineage: Eukaryota; Metazoa; Xenacoelomorpha; Acoela; Convolutidae
Product: 3-oxoacyl-[acyl-carrier-protein] reductase FabG-like
Exons: 2
Coding region: 315-1217 (300 amino acids)
Molecular function (GO): oxidoreductase activity
Source: RefSeq, a predicted model, not a curated record